UAAAUGCCUAAAAACUUUAGGGGAAAUAUGAUUUAGUACAUUGGCUUUGGUGAUGUAAAAUUACAUAUAAGUCCUCAGAUACAUACAUGCCAAAACCAAAACUUUAGACACUGAAACUGAAAAGCAGCCCAAAAAUGUUCGUUGAGUUAUUUUGCUUCGGACAAUUAUGCUGAGCUCGCAACGGUCAAGAUCUCUCUUUUCCGACAUUUUCAUUCUCAAAAUCCCACAUUUUCCCUGUAACCAAACAAGACUCUUCACCACAUUUUCUUCCCUCUUCAACCUCUGCACCAAACCCCAACAGCUCAAACAAAUCCACGCCCGAUUCAUUCUCCAUGGCCUGCAACAGAACUCAACGUUGUCUUCCAAACUCAUUGACUCUUACGCCGAACUGGGCUUUCUUAGUCUCUCACAACGAGUCUUUGAUUCCAUUACCGAGCCAAGUUCAGGUCUUUACAAUGCCAUGUUGAGAAAUUUGGCCAAGUUUGGUGAUUUUGAUAAAACCAUUUUGUUUUACCAAUAUAUGGUUAGGGAAUCUAUGUUCCCUGAUGAAGAAACUUACCCUUUUGUUUUGAGGUCUUGUAAUGGCUUAGGAGAUGGCUUGAAUCGGAAAAUGGUUCAUGGGCAUGUUGUGAAAUUGGGUUUUGAUUCAUUUAGUUUGGAAGAAAACCCUGUUUCAAGAUUGGAUUUUUGGAAUUUUCAUAUCUCUGAGGCUUCUUCUCAAAGUGGUAAUGGAGAGGAAAGUUUUCAUCUUUUUAAGAGAAUGAGAAUGGAAUUGAUAGAACCCAAUUCAGUUACUUUGAUUAACAUGUUGAGAUCAAGUGUUGAUUUGAAGUCAGUAAGAGUGGGAAAGAGUGUUCAUUGUUUGGUAUUAGUGAGUAAUUUGGGAAUAGAUUUGUCUGUUAACACUGCAUUAUUGUCUAUGUAUGCAAAGUUGGGUGCUUUGAAAUAUGCCAAACUACUGUUCGAUAAAAUGCCUGAGAAAGAUUGUGUAGUUUGGAAUAUUAUGAUAUCAGCAAAUUCUAGAAAUGGUUGCCCAAAUGAAGCUAUUAAAUUGCUAAGAGGCAUGGGAAGAUCUGGAAUCAGAGCUGAUUUGUUUACUGCACUACCUGUAAUUUCUUCAAUUACAAGAUUGAAAUCUAUUGAUUGGGGCAAACAAAUGCAUGCCCAUGUGAUCAGAAAUGGUCUAGACUACCAAGUAUCAGUUCAUAAUUCUCUUAUUGACAUGUAUUGUGAAUGUGACAAGUUAAAUUCAGCAAGAAAGAUUUUUGAGUUAUUGGAAAACAAGACAUUGGUUUCAUGGAGUACAAUGAUUAAAGGUUGUGUAACUCAUGAUCAAUCUGUUGAUGCUCUUUCUCUUUUCUCCAACAUGAAAUCAAAUGGCUUCAAACCUGAUUUCAUUACAAUUAUUAACAUCUUGCCAGCUUGUGUGAACAUUGGAGCAUUAGAGAAUGUAAAGUACUUUCAUGGGUACUCGAUCAAAUCCGGCCUGAGCUCGCUUUCUUCUCUUAAUACCGCUCUUCUCGUCAGCUAUGCAAAAUGUGGCUACAUAGAGAUGGCUCAGAAUGUUUUUGAUGAAGAGAAAAUCAAUAAUAAGGAUGUUAUCACAUGGAACUCUAUGAUCAGUGCUUAUGCUAAGCAUGGAGACUGGCAACAAUGCUUUGAGUUGAACCGAAAAAUGAAGCAAUCUAAUAUGAAACCUGAUCAGGUUACCUUUCUAGGAUUAUUAACAGCAUGUGUAAAUUCAGGUCUUGUUAAAGAAGGUAAAGGGAUUUUCAAAGAAAUGAUGGAAUUGUUCGGUUGCCAACCGAACCAGGAACAUUAUGCUUGUAUGGUGGAUCUAUUAGGACGAGCUGGGCAUGUGAAUGAAGCCAAAGAGCUUGUGAAAUCAAUGCCCUUCGAACCAGAUGCUCGGGUUUGGGGACCUUUGUUGAGUGCCUGCAAGAUGAAGCAUUCCGAGACUGAUCUUGCAGAAUUUGCUGCUGAAAAGCUUAUAAGUAUGGAGCCAAAGAAUGCUGGAAACUACAUAUUACUCUCCAACAUAUACGCUGCAGCGGGAAAAUGGGACGGUGUUGCUAAAAUGAGAAGUGUUCUUAGGGAUAAAGGAUUGAAAAAGACUCCAGGCUGUAGCUGGCUAGAGAUUAAUGGAAAAGUACAUGAGUUCCGGGUGGCUGAUCGGUCUCAUCCAAGAUCAGAAGAGAUAUAUACUGUAUUAAGAAACUUGGAGCUGGAAUUCAAGGAUGCCAAUGAGAAUAUGAUCUGAAUACUGAUGUUGUUUACUGCUGUCUGUACCAAGACCACAAGAGGGUGAAGGCCAUUAAAAGAAUGCCCUUUAAUCAGGCUUCCUUUAUUUCCCAACUAAGACUAAAUAUGGAACUUUUUAAGGGAACUGUCUUAGAUAUACAUACACAAAACACACACACACAGAUGAAUAGAGCCAUAAACCGAGGGAAAUCACUCAUGUUGGGAUUGACUUAUAUUUUGUAAGAGAAAAGGUUCUGAACAAGCAAUUGGUUGUUCAAUAAAUGAUUUCCUUUGGCCAAGUUGCAAGUUGCAGACAUCUUAACUAAGGGUUUAGGUUGUUUUAGAUUCUUUCUCUUAAGAAACAAACUUAGUACAAAAGAUUAUUCUACACAAAGUUUGAGGGAGGAUGAUAGAGUAAGUUAGCUUACUGUUAUAGAGUUAGUUACUUCUAGAGUUGUUAGUUGUUACUAAUUGUACAACUAAUUAUGUAACUAACCCUUGUAUAAUUACUCUGUAUAAAGCUUAUUGAUUAGUAUGAAUGAAGUAUCAAAUUCAUGAUUCU
Molecule: messenger RNA, 2803 nt
Organism: Cannabis sativa
Lineage: Eukaryota; Viridiplantae; Streptophyta; Magnoliopsida; Rosales; Cannabaceae
Product: pentatricopeptide repeat-containing protein At1g11290, chloroplastic
Exons: 1
Coding region: 167-2260 (697 amino acids)
Biological process (GO): RNA modification
Molecular function (GO): RNA binding; protein binding
Source: RefSeq, a predicted model, not a curated record